Molecule: messenger RNA, 1414 nt
Organism: Gasterosteus aculeatus aculeatus (three-spined stickleback)
Lineage: Eukaryota; Metazoa; Chordata; Actinopteri; Perciformes; Gasterosteidae
Gene: rgs13a
Product: regulator of G protein signaling 13a
Source: RefSeq, a predicted model, not a curated record
UGGACACCAACUCGUCUAACAGACACGGCCACAGAUCUCACAGUCGCAGUCACACACGUUGCCAUGCUGAGUUUAGUUGCAUCACCACCACGGGAGCUGCAGCCCCUCAACAUGGACACUGAUAACAAGAAGAGGGCAGGAAACCUAAAGCUUCGGCUUCAGUGCAGAUCGUCUCAAGCCGCCACCACCGAGGGUAUUUGCUAUGAGGAGAUAUCCCAGUGGUCACACUCACUGGAAGGCCUCCUAUCAUCCAAAUAUGGCAUGAAGAUAUUCCAGGCCUUCCUAAAGUCAGAGUUUAGUGAUGAAAACAUCGAUUUUUGGCUGGUGUGUGAGGACUAUAAGAAGAUCAAGUCUUCCUUCAGGAUGUCCUCGAGGGCCAAAAAGAUUUUUAAACGCUACAUUCAAGCCGAGGCUCCGAGAGAAAUCAACAUUGAUCACAAGACCAGAGAGAUGAUCAGACGGAACAUGAAGACGCCCACCGCCGUGUGCUUCGACGACGCCCGGAGGAUCGUCUACGGGCUGAUGGAGAGGGACUCUUACCCACGUUUCCUCAGGUCGGACAUCUACCAGGCCCUACUAGACUCCACAUCAGAAUCGAUUAAGAUGUAAAGAAAACGGAUGCCGCAGACAUCGUGAACUGUGAAGCUGAGCCUGAUGCGCUGGAUGCCUGAGAGAAACUGCGUUUUUGCUUGUCGGAGCGCCGCUGGUGGUGAUUCUUUAGCACCAAAAGACAUUUCAACACGGUCCCUCCUGUGGCUGAGAAGACCCGUGUCUGCGUUGGCCUCUUGCGACUGCGUCAGAGGGGAGAACGCAACCUCGUCAUCAAAGAGGCGAAGACAGUUUGUUCACAACCAGAGGGUGUAACCGAAAGGUUCGGAUAGAGAGAGAGAGAGAGAGAGAGAGAGGCCGGAAAGGGUCGAUUUCGAACAUCGUCAGAUCGUGUGAUAACGGCUGUAAAGCAAAGGACUUCCCGGAGAUGCCACGAUUAUGCAGACAAAAUGCGAGGGACUUUUUGUACAAGAUGCUAUGAAGAGUGCGUGUGGUGCAAACAACACCCAAGAUGCAAGAGCUCGAGUUAAAGACUGAUCACCAUGUUACUUUUAUUGUUAUUUCACUAAAGCAACAGAAAGUACACUAUCAAGAUACCUAUUUUUAUGCACUGUGUAAUUUUUUUUAAACAUUCUGACCACAAUAACACACUGAUAUGACUUGGGGUUAUGUGUUAAUUGUAUUAUAAUUAGUAAUAAGCUUAAGAACAUUAUGGGAAUGGGGAUAUUGAACAUUUUUGAUAAUAAACUAAAUAUUUGCAUUCAAAUCUACUGAAAACAAAUUGCUUUGAACCUGCAGGGGCACAAAGACGAAAGUUUGUUCUUCUCACACAUGACAAACAAUGAAGCAUCUGUGCAACAAUUUA